Marmota monax (woodchuck) is the source of this 1725-nucleotide messenger RNA. It is a transcript of the gene Wdr12, whose product is annotated as WD repeat domain 12. The record is from RefSeq and is a predicted model, not a curated record. Bases 227 to 1498 code for a protein of 423 amino acids. Gene Ontology annotation, biological process: maturation of LSU-rRNA from tricistronic rRNA transcript (SSU-rRNA, 5.8S rRNA, LSU-rRNA); ribosome biogenesis; maturation of 5.8S rRNA from tricistronic rRNA transcript (SSU-rRNA, 5.8S rRNA, LSU-rRNA). NCBI's taxonomy places the organism in Eukaryota, Metazoa, Chordata, Mammalia, Rodentia, Sciuridae. Gene Ontology annotation, molecular function: protein binding. Gene Ontology annotation, cellular component: PeBoW complex; preribosome, large subunit precursor. The transcript has 14 exons.
CCCAGUGGUCACAGCGUUUCAGACGCGCUGCUUCCUGGGAAUUGUAGUAUCUCACAAUUGCGUUUGAAGUAUCCAGUCUAACGAUAGUGUUUUAUUUUAAAAUACAGAUUUGAGUUGGAAAUUUCUCAAGCUUCCUAAUCGAUCACAGCCUACAGUAUUAAGAGGUUAAAGAGCACCUCUUGUUUGACUGCUAACUCAUACGUUUUCGAGGGCAAGUCUUCUCGCCAUGGCUCAGCUCCAGACACGCUUCUACACUGACAACAAGAAAUAUGUGGUAGAUGAUGUUCCCUUCUCAAUUCCUGCCACCUCUGAAAUUGCUGACCUUAGUAACAUCAUCAAUAAAUUGCUGGAGGCCAAAAAUGAGUUCCACAAACAUGUGGAGUUUGAUUUCCUUAUCAAGGGCCAGUUUUUGCGAAUGCCCUUGUUCAAACACAUGGAACUGGAGAACAUCUCAUCAGAAGAGGUUGUGGAACUAGAAUAUGUGGAGAAAUACACUGCACCCCAGCCAGAGCAAUGCAUGUUCCAUGAUGACUGGAUCAGUUCAAUUAAAGGAGCAGAGGAAUGGAUCUUGACUGGUUCUUAUGAUAAGACUUCUCGAAUCUGGUCCUUGGAAGGAAAGUCAAUAAUGACAGUUGUGGGACAUACAGACGUUGUAAAAGAUGUGGCCUGGGUGAAAAAAGAUAGUUUGUCUUGCUUACUACUGAGUGCCUCUAUGGAUCAGACCAUUCUCUUGUGGGAGUGGAAUGUAGAGAAAAACAAAGUGAAAGCCCUACACUGUUGCAGAGGUCAUGCUGGAAGUGUGGAUUCUAUAGCUGUUGAUAGCUCAGGAACUAAAUUUUGCAGUGGUUCCUGGGAUAAGAUGCUAAAGAUCUGGUCUACAGUCCCCACAGAUGAAGAAGAUGAAAUGGAGGAAUCCACAAAUAGACCAAGAAAGAAACAGAAAACAGAACAAUUGGGGCUAACAAGGACUCCCAUGGUGACCCUCUCUGGCCAUACAGAAGCAAUUUCCUCAGUACUCUGGUCAGAUGCUGAAGAAAUCUGCAGUGCAUCUUGGGACCACACAAUUAAAGUAUGGGAUGUUGAAUCUGGCGGUCUUAAGUCAACUUUGACAGGAAAUAAAGUGUUUAACUGUAUUUCCUAUUCUCCACUUUGUAAACGUUUAGCUUCUGGAAGCACAGAUAGGCAUAUAAGACUGUGGGAUCCCCGAACCAAAGAUGGUUCUUUGGUGUCACUAUCCCUGACCUCACACACAGGCUGGGUCACAGCCGUAAAGUGGUCUCCUACUCAUGAACAGCAGCUGAUUUCAGGCUCUUUAGAUAACAUUGUCAAGCUGUGGGAUACAAGAAGUUGUAAGGCUCCUCUCUAUGAUCUGGCUGCUCAUGAAGAUAAGGUUCUAAGUGUGGACUGGACAGACACAGGGCUACUUCUAAGUGGAGGUGCAGACAAUAAAUUGUAUUCCUACAAAUAUUCCCCUACCACUUCCCAUGUGGGGGCAUGAAAGUGAAUAAUGACUUGAUAUAGAGGCAUUCUGUAAAUGAAAUUGGUAGAGAAUCAUCAGAUUACGCUGAUGCAGAUGCAGCCUUUUAGAUUAAGGUUUAUGGUUUUCACCCCCCAUGAAAGCUAACAUAUUACUCAUUGUUUUUAUUUUGUGUGUAUAAAAUAAAAUGUGGCCUGUAUUCUCUACCCUACAGACUGUGGAAAUUAAACUGAGAUUUUUUAAACUUC